Messenger RNA from Paramecium sonneborni, 7697 nucleotides. The record is from the annotation of a GenBank genome assembly. Lineage: Eukaryota; Ciliophora; Oligohymenophorea; Peniculida; Parameciidae.
AUGAAAUUAAAUAUACUUUUGUGUUUGAUAGCCCUUGUUUGCUCACAGCAAGUUCUAAAAUCAAAUGAAUGCAAUGAAUGUGGCUAAUUUAAAUCAUAAACUGAUUGUGAAGAAUAUAAAAUCGUGUCUUGUGAAUGGGUUGCAGCUAAUGGAACAGUAGCUGCAAAAUGUUAAAAGAAAGAUGGAGGAGGAGCAGAAUAAGGCACAUUCAAAGCAUAUUGUGAACUCGUUGAAAAACCAGAAACAAAUUGUUCAAAGACACCUGGUUGUGCUUAUGUAGAUUAAAAAUGUGUUCAUUUCACAGGCUGUUCGGCUUACGUUAAAACAAGUACUUAAGAAUGUCAAGCAAUCUCAUAUCGUUGUGUGAGUGAUGCUACUGCUUGCAUUGAGGCAUAAGAAUGUAAGGAUUACAAUCAAACUCAAUGUGAGAGUACUCCAAGUGUUUCAGGAAUUCACACAUGCAAAUGGGAUAAUGGUGCUUGUAGAGAUUAUGCAUGUGUAGAGGCACCUUUAACUUAUACAACUAAUGAAUAGUGUAAUAAUUGGCUGUCAGGAUGUAUAACAAGAGGAAAAGGAUGUUGGGUUCAGCCUUUACCAAAUUGUUCAGAAUACAAAGGAUCUGAAGAAGAGUGUAAUUCAUUUAUUGGUAAUGAUAACGAUGGAAAAUGUGAAUUGGCUAAAGAGACAAUCAAUUGUAAAGCAAGAGAAUGCUAAAACGCACCAAAUACAAUUUCAACAGAUGAUGAAUGUAAAGGAUAUUAAAAAGGAUGUAUAACAACUGGAAAGGGUUGUUAUAAGGGAACAACAAAACCAUUAUGUUCAACAUAUAAUGGUGAUAUUACAAGUUGUGUUGGAUAUAUUGGAUCAGAUGGAGUGUGUGAAGGUGAUGCUGGAGGUAAGAAUUGUAGAGCAAGAAAAUGUGAAAAUGGAAAUUUCAAAACUGAUGCUUAAUGUAAAGAUUAUCAACCCAGUUGUGUAACAAAUGGUGUGAAGUGUGUUAAUGCUUUAUCAGCUUGUAGUAUAUACAAGGGUACUGCAACUUCAUGUGGUGUAUAUAUUGGUUCUGAUGGUUAUUGUACAGGAAAUAGUACAACAGUUGAUGCAAAUUGUUUUCCUAAAACUUGUGAUUCAGCUUCACCAACUAUUUCAACUGAUGAAGCAUGUGAAAAACAUUAAAAAGGAUGUGUUACAACUGGAGCGGGAUGUUCUACUAAAGCUGCAUUGAAAAAAUGUUCAGAAUAUCCAGGAGAAAAUGUAGCUGCUUGUAGUACAAGAGUAGGAUCAGAAGGUAGAUGUACUUGGAAGAGUGGAACUAAAUGUACACCUAGAGAUUGUGGUUCAGCACCCUCAUCAACAAAUACAAAUCCUCUUUGUAGCAAUUGGUUUACUAAUUGUGUAACUACUGGAUCAGGUUGUGUGGCAGCAACUUCAUGUGAAUUAACGGUUAAAUAAUAAAGUUGUGAAGGAACUAAAAAUUAAAUAGGGUAACCAAUAUGUACAUGGUAACCAAUAUGUACAAGUAAUUGGUCUUGCAGUUAAUUUAAAAGAAAGGCUAUUUGUAUGGCAAAUACAGCUAGAGUUUAUGAUGGAUUAGAUGAAAAUAAUAAGCCUAAAUAUGUAACUCAAAAAUGUGGUUGGGGUUCUAAUGGUUGCUAAAAUCUUGAAUGUUCUCAUUUGACAGGUUCUUUCUACAGCGCACAUGCAAAUUGUGCAGCUGAAUUAAGCACAUGUAUGAGUAAUGGAGUGGAUGCUUGUAUAACCAGAUAAGAAUGUUCUAAAUUGAAAGGAACAAAAGAUACUUGUUUAGGAUAUCCAGGAUUUUGCACAAAUACACCAACAGCUUUAGAAACAGCAUUCUGUCAAUAAAGAUAGUGUUCAGAUAAUACUGAAGCUCAAGAUAAUGCAACAUGUGAAGCAUGGAACCCUGGGUGCAUAAGUAAUGGUAGAGGAUGCGUUGUAUAUACAACAUAUUGUACAGCUUUCAAAGGAGAUAGAGAUACAUGUAAUAAGUUGUAUGGCUACAGUUCAGGAAAUUUGAGUAACUACUUGACAGCCUAAUGUUACAAUGAUAGUAAUGCAACUGCAGAAUCAUCUUGCAAAUAAAAGACAUGUUCCAUGGCAACUGAUAUGACUGAAGGUUCAUGUGAUGGAUUCUUAAAAGGAUGUGCAUUUAAUGGAAACGGAAGCUGUGUUGAUCCUGAAUAUGCAACUUGUGAUGAUUAUUUUGGUCUUGCUGCAUUUUGCGAAGGAUUAACUAUAAAAAAUAGAGAUCCAAAAUAUUGUUAUGGUACUGCUACUGCAGCUAGAUGUACUGUGAGAAGAUGUGAUGAUAACACUGAUCCUAAUACAACUGAUGAAAUUUGUAACAAUUUCAAAUUAGGUUGUGUUGCUAAAUCAUCUGGAGGAUGUGUUGAAAAAUCAUCAUACUCAUGUUCAUCAUAAACUGGAACAGAUGUGACAUGCAAUAAUUUCUCAGGUAGCUCAGGAAAAUGUCAAAAAUAUAAUACAUGUUUAGAUAGAGCUUGUGGUGAUAAGACAGAUGCCAAUAGUUAAUAGGAUUGUAUGAAUUAUAAAUCAACAUGCAGAUUCUUAAAAUCUGGAUCAGCUUGUAUUGCUCACAAUACAUGUAGUCAAUAUUCUGUUCCAGAUACAACAGCAUAAGCUUAAGAUAAAUUCAAUUAUUGUACUACAAUAACAGAUUCAAGUGGUAAAUUCUGUGGUUAUAAAACUGGAAAUAACUGUGCUGAUCGAACUUGUGAUCAAUUUUUAAGCACAUACACAACUACUUUGACAUGUUUAACUUAUGUGCCAAAAGCAAAUCCAACCGAUAAGAAUCCUUGUAAACAAGCUGGUACUGUAUGUUAUGCUCCUUAAGCUAAUUGUGCAUAUACUCAUGGUAUAACAACUAAUGAUAGUGAUAAAAAAACAGAAUGUUAGAAAUAUGAAAAUACAGAUGAUGUAAAAUGUAUAUGGAGUGCAGGUGCUACAUGUUCAAACCAAACUACAUGUGAAAAUCUCAUUACUCAAACUGAUGCAAAGAUUUGUAAUGACUUUUUGUAUCCAACCGGUAAGGGUGUGUGCCAAAAGGUAACAGAAUCAACAUGUAUAACAACUGUUGCUGUAGCUACAGGUUGUAGUAGCUAUAAAUUAGAUUCUUCAAAGUCAGAUGCAGUAAAGAAGGCACUUUGUUAAAGUUUAUAUGUCAUUGAUGAUACUGCAAAACAUGCUGCAGGAAAUGGUGUAUUUACAAAAUGUAUUUAUAAAACAGGUGAUGCUUGCUCUCCUAUUGCUACUUGUACUGAAAUUCCAUCUGCUUCUAGUUAGGCAGAUUGUGAUAAAUAACUAGCUGGAUGUUUAUUUUUCAAUGGAUUAUGUUAUACUAAAUUAACUGCAAAUUCUCCUACAUGUGCAAGCUAUACUAUUCCAGGUAGUGCUAAUACGGACACAUUAAAAUCAUUGUUUUGUCACAGUAUGUAGAUUGGUAAUGAUUAUUGUCAACUCAAUGCUGCUAAAAAUGCGUGUGAGGCUAAUACUUAUACAGAUUGUACUUCUUUUAAUAUGAGUACUGUUACUGGUGCAUAAUGGGAUGGUGCUGCUAUUACUUUAGCUGGCUUUUGUGCAGCUUAAGCUGAUAUAACAAAAAAGAUAUUCUGUAAGGCUGGAACAAGUCCAGCUUGUGCAGCUGCAACAUGUGAGGAUAUUCCAAAUCCAUCAGGUUAAGGAGAUUGUGAUACGAGAAUACUUGGAUGUGCAUUUUCAAAUGGAAAAUGUAGAACUUUUAAUCCAGCUGGAACAGUUUGUACUAGUGUCAAUAUACCUGGUGAUGUGACUGUCGCCAGUGGUAAAACAUAAUUUUGUCAAUCUGUUACUUAAACUGUUUCAUCAACUGCGGGUGUACCAUGUACAUAUGAUGAAUAUUUAUCUCCUGCCGCAACUGCAUGUGCAGCAACUACUGUCUGCUCAUCUUAUAAUGUUCUACCAUCAGAUGAUACUUAGAAAUCACCUUAUUGUCUUAGUAAAAUAGAUGCUACAGAAAAGAAAUGUGCAUAUACGACAGGCAAUGCUUGUAGAGAUUUUGAUUGCUUUGAUAUAUCAUAACCAACAUCUCAAGUUUCAUGUGAUUUAGGAGCUCCAGGCAAAACUUGUACAUAUAUUUCAGGAACAUGUUAUAAUACAACUGAUGGGUGUGAUAAAGUUCCAGCAUCUGGGUCAGAUAAGAAAGCAUAUUGUGAUUAAUUAACAUCUGGGGCAUCCGGUGGAGUUAAGUGUACUUAUAUUUCAGGAGACUUUUGUACUCCAAGAUUAGCUGCAUGUACAGAUUAUGUUAUUACAAAUGCUACUGAUAAAAGAGCUACAUGCAAUUCUUUAGUGGAUACUUCAGGUACUCCUAAAAAGUGUACAUAUAUUUGGGGAAAUAAUUGCGUUGAACUAGGAGAAUGCACUUCAUAUGAUGGUUCAACUACUGCAGCAUUAGGACCAGAAGAUACUAAAGAGGCAGAGCAAUGCGUAUUAGUGAAAGCAUUAUCAAAUAGUAAGCCAUGUAUUAAACAUGCAUCAGAUGCCAAAAAAUGCAUAGCUUAAGUAUGUGCUGAUAAUGAUGGCAAUGAGGAGGGUUGUAAGAACAAUGUUGCUGGUUGUAUAUACUAUCUAAAUAAAUGUAUCUCAAAGACUACAUGUGUAUCAUAUGAUUUCCCAGAUACAGUGACUAGUGAAACUGAUAAAUAAUCUUGGUGUGAAGGAGUUAUUGAUACAAGUGAUAACAAAUGCAAAUAUGAUGGUACUAAAUGUGCUGCUAGAGCUUGCAAUGAUGCAGUAACUGCCAGAUUUUAUACAGAUUUUGAUUGCAAAAGCUAUUUGAAAUCAUGUAAAACUGAUGGUUAGGGAUGUGUAGAUGCCACAACCAGUAGUUGUGGUUCUGUUUCUGGAAAUUAGGCAUUCUGUGAAUAUAUGCUUGAUAUUACAGCCAAAGAUUAUUGUAAAUUGAAUACUGUUGCUGUUACAUCUGGUAGUUGUUAAAUUAGAACUUGUUACGAUAAUGUAUCUGCUCAAUCUGAUGGAGAUUGUGAAAGUUGGAUGAAAGGUUGUGUAACCAGAGGAAAAGGUUGUAUUCCAAGGGAUAGACCUUGUUCUGAAUUUAGAGGCACAAAAACUUAAUGUGAAGCAUUCAAAUAGUAUUUGCAUUAUGAUAAUGACCUAAAAGUUGAUGUGUACUAAUUAUGUUCUGGAGAUGCUACAAAUAAUGAGAAUGGUAAGUGUAAAGAUAGAAAAUGCACAGACAAUACAGAUGCCACAACAAAUGAUGAAUGUUAGGCUUACUUAGAUGGUUGUGUAACAAAAGGAGCAGGAUGUGUUUCUAAAUCAUCUGAUUGCUCAGCUUAUAAAGGAUCUAGAGAUACUUGUAGUAAGUUUAUGGGAUCAAAUGGUUUAGAUUAUUGUUUCAAUGUUGAAAAUGCAGCUGAAACCUCAACUUGUUAAAAGAAGAAAUGUAGUGAUAUUAAAGGAACAAAUAAUAAAGAUUGUAGUGAUGGAAUGAAACCAUUUAAAACAACUGAUAAUCCUUUCUGUGUUUUUAAUGGAACUAUUUGUGAUGCUUAUGGUAAGAGAUGUGAGGAAUUCAAAGGAACAGAAGUUUCUUGCACAACAUAUAUAGCAUUAAAUGGUCCAUGCAAAGCUACUACUGUUGGAACAAUAGUAGGAAACUGUGCUAAAAGAGUUUGUUUAGAAGCUCCAAAUACUUUGAAAACUGAUAAAGAAUGCUUUGAUUAUCAUCCAACUUGUGUUACUACUGGAUAUGGAUGCACAUUUACUGUUAAUUGCAAUACUUUGAUCAAUUAAGAUUCUUGUAAAUUAAGACCAGAAUGUACAUGGGCAAAUUAAUGUGAACCUAUAAAGGCAUCAUGUUCUUCUUAGACAGGAACAAGUAGAUCAAAUUGUGUUAACACAGUUAUUACAAUAGUAGUUGAUAAUGUUCCAGUUAAAAAGUAUUGUGCUUGGACAGAGACAGGUAAUUAAUGUAGAGAUCAAAGAUGUGAAGAUCUAUCUGCCACUAUCAGCACUCAUAAAUAAUGUAAUGAUUUCGAUAAGAAUUGUACAACCACUGGAGCUGGAUGUAUUACAAUGACAGUUUGUUCAGGAUACAAAACUGAAUCCAUUUGUAGAGCUGCAUCUGUCAAAAAUAUUUUAACUGGUGAAUUAGGUAAUUGUGGAUGGGAAGAUAAUAAAUGCAGAGAGAGAAAAUGUAAAGAUUUAAGUGGAAAGACUGAUACUGAAUGUGAUGCACAUUUGAGUGGUUGUAAAACAAAUGGAACAGAGUGUGUUGAAGCUGAAAAUUGUUCUGACUUUAAACUUUAAUAAUACUGUAUCAAAUCAAAGAAAAAACCUUGUUUGUGGGUUAAAGGAACAUGCUAUAAUUACGAGAAAUGCGAAGACGCCGAAAUAAGAUCUCACGAAGGGUGUCAAGAAUUUUCUCCCCUUUGUACUACAAAUGGUGACAGAUGUAUACCUAUCACUUCUUGCGCUAAAACUGCUUUAAAAGCAUCUUGUGUUAAAGGUACUGAUGGUGUCUGCGGAUAUUUACCAACAGAUAAAUGUUAGAAAUUUAAUUAAUGUUCAGAUGCAGUAUCAAAUGAUUAGAAUGCUUGUUUAGCUUAUGGUGGUUGUAUUACUGAUGGAACAGCUUGUGUUGCAAAAAGUAUAUGUUCUGACUACACAACAGAAAUAGCAUGUAAAAAUAAUCUAGGAACUGAUGGAAUUUGCUUCUGGAAUGGCUCUAAAUGCAAAUUGAAGGAUUGUUCAGAUCUUACUGGAACAACACAUGAUGGAUGCAGAUCCUAAGUUAUUACUGGAGGUUCUUGCACUACAAAUGGAACAAAUUGUAUCCCACUCGGACUUUGCUCAAGUUAUACCGAAGCUGGAUGCUAAGUAGGAACAGAUGGAACUUGUAUCUUCUCUUUCGCUGUUGGUAAAACAACUGGAGAUAAAGCUUGCAGAUUAAAGUUAUGCGAAGAUAUUGAUAAAGGAAUUAAUAAUUCUGCUUGCAGUGGAGUUAUACCUGGAAAAGAAUGUGUUUCAAAUACCAAAAAUUGUAUACCCAAAGCAGCUUGUUCAACAUAUAAAACUUAGGAAGCAUGCAGUGGAGGAGGAUUAGAAGGAACAAAUCAAAUUUAAUGUGCAUUCACACCUAAUUCUGCCACUGAUAAAGUCAAUGGAACUUGUAAAACAUUCACAUAAUGUUCAGAUGCAAAUGCUGACUCCGUUGCUUGUGGAAAAAAUAGCUCUUGUAAAUGGACUGGAGCUGCUUGUGUUUCUCAUGUUUGUGACACAUUUGCAAAUGGUACUGAUUGUUAACCAGUUCCUAGUUUUGAUGGCAAAGCUUUCACUAUUUGCACUCUUCAAAAUGGUAAGUGUGCUUCAGGUGAUCCUGGGACCUUGAAUGAUUCAAAGAUAUGCUAUAAGAAAUCUGCUUACACUUAUACCUGGAAUUAAACUACCAAUAAGUGUGAACAAUGUAGAGCAGGAGCUACUUCACCAAAUACCUCAAACAAUAAUACAACCGGUGGUAAUACUACUGGUGGUGACAAUACCGAUGUUUACGGCAUGAUUCUACCCAUAGUAACCUUAAGUCUUCUUGGAGUUAUGGCCUGAAUAUGAUUUUAUCUAAUAUAUAUAGGAAAAAUUUAUACAAAUCUUAAAAAACA